Molecule: messenger RNA, 1643 nt
Organism: Trematomus bernacchii (emerald rockcod)
Lineage: Eukaryota; Metazoa; Chordata; Actinopteri; Perciformes; Nototheniidae
Gene: hmox2a
Product: heme oxygenase 2a
Exons: 7
Coding region: 59-1030 (323 amino acids)
Biological process (GO): heme oxidation; heme catabolic process; response to oxidative stress
Molecular function (GO): heme binding; heme oxygenase (decyclizing) activity
Source: RefSeq, a predicted model, not a curated record
GUUGUACUUUGUGUCUACUGUCUUGCAGCGUGCUACAUAAAGGCAGUAUUUCUUCAAGAUGACAAGCAAAACAAAGGCAGAGCCCAAAUCCAGUGGUGUGACCAAUGGAGGGGCAAGGAUUGUUGUGGAUGGUGAUGACGAAGUUCUAAGCCCCACAGACCUGUCUGAGAUGUUAGCAGAGGGAACCAAGGACUCCCACGACAAAGCAGAGAACUGCCAGUUUGUCAAAGAUUUCCUCAGAGGCCGCAUCAAACGAGAGCUGUUUAAGAGGGGCACAGCAGCUCUGUACUUUGUCUAUGCAGCCAUGGAGGAGGAGAUUGAGAAGAAUGAAGACCAUCCUCACAUCGCCCCGAUCUAUUUCCCUGCAGAGCUGCACCGGCGCGAGGCCCUGGCCCGGGACCUCGAGUACUUCUAUGGAGAGGACUGGGAGAGCCAGAUCAGCCUCUCCGCUGGCACCAAGCCUUACGUGGACCGUAUCCACGAGGUGGGACAGAGGGACCCGGUGCUGCUGGUGGCCCACUCCUACACCCGCUACAUGGGGGACCUCUCAGGCGGACAGAUCCUCAAGAAAGUGGCCCAGCGGGCGCUGAAACUCCCCUCCACAGGCGAGGGUCUUAACUUUUACCAGUUUGAGGGGAUCCACAGUCAAAAAGGCUUCAAGCAGCUCUACCGGAGCAGGAUGAACGAGCUCGAACUGGACGCUGAGACCAAAGAAAGGAUUGUUGGCGAGUCCAACCGGGCCUUCAGCUUCAACAUGAUGGUCUUUACAGAGCUUGAAGAGAUUGGGAAGACUAUCAAAGAAGAAGUCCAAGAUGCAGGGUUAGGACACAGUCAUUCAGAGAUCAUGGAGGGGAUGGAUGGAGGUGAUAUCAACAAGUGUCCCUACUAUGCAGCAAAAAUGGUUGCCAGUGGAAAUCCCACCUACGCCUGCCAGUUAGCCAUGACGCUCCUCAGACACCCCCCCUGUCAGUGGGCUCUGGCCGCCUGGGUGGCUCUCCUCGCUGGUUUCACUGCCUGGUACCUUCUGUGAGCUUUGACACACUUUACCCUGCCAUCAACUCUGAGCAAAGAGCUUUGAAUCAUAUACUGCCUGAAAGUAGGAAACAAUUAAGCAGGAAAAGAACAGUUUUUGAUUAUUUGUUUGCGGGCAAACAUUUGCGGCAUCCCAUCAUUGACAUCUAACUAGCCAAUUUGUUUUUGUUAUGCUUUACUCAGUGGAAAUAUGCAUACAGGGUUUACAAAUGUAUUUAAUAAAGUAGGAUGAUGUACUGCUGCAGUUUCUGAUUUUAAAUAAAGGGCAGUCCAUAAAUAGUGAUUCAAUCUCAACAAGAGGCCAUGGGUUAAUAUCAUUCAGCUUGUGUUAAAGCCAAUAAACCUUAACCUGGCAAAAAUUCAUAACAGCUUUCUUCAGAGAUCCUCAUUUGAAUUACUUCGAUAACAAAAAAGUGACUUUGCACAUUUUUGUUCUACAGAGGUUUGGGGGGGAAGUCUGUAUACAUUGUACUAAUGAUGCAGUAACUUCAACAGUUCUGCUGAGGUAUCUUCUCCAGGCCACCAGGGGGCAGGAUAGCAUUGAGAUUGACUAUUAUAGCUAUGGUUGUGAAAACUGAAGGUUACAAAAGGCCUAGGAACCAUAUCUUGUA